GGCAGGUCCAGCGCUCCGAGUGGCCACAGAGCUCCCGGUCCACGCGGGCAGGAUGAGGGGAUGAGAGGAUGAGAGGAUGUCUGAGCGCGAGCUGAUGGAGGCCACGGUUCGUGAGGAGGCGGAGGAGGAGGAUGAGGAGGAAGAGGAGGAAGAAGAAGGAGAGGAGCUGACACUGCAGGAGAUCUUAACGCUCUAUAACCAGCCUAUUAAUGAGGAGCAGGCCUGGGCGGUUUGCUAUCAAUGCUGCCGGACUUUGGCGGAGGAAGGCGCGGGGCGAAGGCGCAGCAGCGCCGGGCACUCAGGGCUGGACCAUCGGGGGGUCAUCGGGGGUCCAGGCGACGUGAGGAUACACAAAAAUGGCACUGUCAGGCUGCACAUUGCAGGUAAAGGCCAGGCAGCGUCCUCAGCAGUGUGGGUGAUUGAAUCUCUGGGCAUUAUGAUCUAUAAAGCUCUGGACUACGGUCUGAAGGAGAACGAGGAGCGCGAGCUGAGUCCGCCGCUGGAGCAGCUCAUCGACCUGAUGACUAACACGGCCGGCUCGGACGCUGACCCCUGCCCUGACGAAGGCUAUGAAGCCACUGAGGAAGAGGAGGAGGAAGGGCGGGGCUCCAGCAGUGGGAUCCGCCGCUACCGGGACGUCCUCAAGUUGUGCACGUCUCACCUUCCGAGCCCAGAGGACGCUCCCGCCCACUACCAGGCCGUGUGCCGCGCCCUGUACGCUGAGACCAUGGAGCUGCGGACCUUUCUGGACAAGAUCAGGAGCGCUAAAGAGAACCUGCGGAAGAUGGAGGGUGGUACGACUGAUGAUCCAGCUAGAGACCUAAAUGAGUUACAGAAUGCAGACUGGGCACGGUUCUGGGUGCAGGUGAUGAGGGACCUGAGGAACGGAGUGAAGCUGAAGAAGGUGCAGGAACGUCAGUACAACCCCCUGCCCAUCGAGUACCAGCUCACACCCUACGAAAUGCUCAUGGACGACAUCCGCUCCAAACGCUACAAACUGCGCAAGGUCAUGGUGAAUGGAGACAUUCCCCCACGGUUAAAGAAGAGCGCACAUGAGGUCAUCCUGGAGUUCAUACGGUCCAGACCUCCUCUCAACCCUGUGGCAGCGCGAAAGCUGAAGCCUCAGGUUGAACAUCCUCCGAGCCUCCACGAGCGCAUCCUGGAGGAGAUCAAAUCUGAGAGGAAGCUCCGCCCAGUGUCACCUGACCAGAUCCGCAGGAGCAGACCGGUAUUUCGGCCGCUUAGCAAUUCUCAGAGUUUUGACUCCUCAGACAUGUCCACCCCUGACGCGGCGAGGAAAGCGUCCAGCACGCUCUCGCUGGCCAACGGCUCGUCCCUCCAGCAGAGCGGCGCCAGCGGCUUCCAGAGGAAAAGGCUCCAGGCGCCCACGCUGUCGGAACUGGACAGCUCCGACUCAGACGAUGAGACAGUGGGUCAAAGGUCAGCCAGCACCUCCAGCAUCUCUACGCCCAUGGUGGAGGACAUGUCGCCAGAGUCCGUGGUGGGAAAGAAGACCCCACCCAUGUUCCUGCCCAUCUCCUCCACGCCGCAGCCUGAGAGGAAGCAGCCCGCCCAGAGGAGACACUCCAUAGAGAAGGAGACACCCACCAACGUGCGCCAGUUCGUACCUCCGUCCAGACAAAGCUCCAAAUCCUUAGAGGAGUUUUGUUUCCCGGUGGAGUGUUUGGCCCUGACGGUGGAGGAGGUGAUGCACAUCCGGCAGGUGCUGGUCAAAGCCGAGCUGGAGAAGUUCCAGCAGUACAAAGACAUCUACAACGCGCUGAAGAAGGGAAAGCUUUGCUUCUGCUGUCGAACCAAGAAGUUCUCCUUCUUCACGUGGUCUUACACCUGCCAGUUCUGCAAAAGGCCUGUGUGUUCGCAGUGCUGUAAGAAGAUUCGGUUGCCCUCUAAACCAUACGGCAGCCUGCCCAUCUACUCUCUGGGUCCUUCCACCUCCACACUGUCCCGGGACAAAUCAGAAAAGGGCAGUACGAGCCACCACCGGCACAGCCUCCACCGCACCAUACUGUCGAAGACGUCGCGUCAGUCCUCCUCGUCCUCCUCGCGGGAGGAGGUGGAGCUGCCCCGCGAGCUGACGGAGGACUGGAGCAGCAUGGAGGUUUGUGUGGACUGCAAGAAGUUCAUCUCCGACAUCAUCUCCUCCAGCAAGCACAGCCUGUCUCUGGCCACCAAGCGCGCCCGCUUGAAGCGCAAAACGCAGUCGUUCGUCAUGUCUUCUUCAAAAGGGGCGGAGUACAGACCCUCAGAGAGAACUAUCAACGAGGUCUGACCCGCCAGACCUUUCUGUCUGAUCCAAAGCCUGGACUGGACCUUAAUCGCCGGACCAGAAUGACGUAGGAGACCCUGGAGUGGGGAGUAUAUGUCCUCCUGUUUGGUCUAGAUGGAGGGGGGUGUUGACUGUGUGGUGUAGCAGCCAUAAAAGUCUUACUGAUGUGUACUGGUUCUUCUAAAUGGACCAACGCUGCCUUCAUGUGCUGAUUGGACGGUCCUAUUUUUCCACAAAGUUAUAAUUAAUUUACAUUUAAGAGCUUUGUAGAUGGAAAAAGGGGGAUAUUUUAGCCAAGCCCACCGAAUAGCCCAAGCCCACCAUUUAAAAAUAUACAUAUAAACUCCACUGGUUACAAUUAUGAACAAACGAGCAAAUAUCUAUGGCCUAAUUGGUGACGACUAGAAGUAAAUCACAUUUAUAAAUAAAGAAUAGCCAACCACCUUUGCAAAGUCUUUGCAUUCAAGUCCAUUGUAGUAAAAAUAUUAUAAUAAAUAAUAUAUCGGGUAAAUACACCGCUAAUGUUAGCUAGCUAGCUGGUAGGAGUGGGAAAAAAAUGAUCCUUAAAGGGUCCAUAACAUUGAAAGAACAAAUUUCCCGUCUUUUUUUGUUUGGAUUUUAAUAUAUAAACAUUGUUUCAGGAUGUACUGUUCACCACCGAGUCCAUACAGUCCACAUGUGGAAACUGAACUGCAAAAACAUCCUGUUCUGAAUUUAUUUGUCACAAGGACCAGCUUAUUUAUAUCUAUCCACCUAUUCAAACUACAGCAGUUUAGCCCCGCCCACCCAGACUGAAGUUAUAAGUAGUGCUUAAGCUCUGAGUGCUUUUUGAAUGAGGCACAAUACAGGACAGCCAAUCAAAACUGAGCUCAUUUGCAUGCGUUCGGUCU
Molecule: messenger RNA, 3177 nt
Organism: Colossoma macropomum (tambaqui)
Lineage: Eukaryota; Metazoa; Chordata; Actinopteri; Characiformes; Serrasalmidae
Gene: spire1b
Product: spire-type actin nucleation factor 1b
Exons: 17
Coding region: 77-2290 (737 amino acids)
Biological process (GO): actin nucleation; actin filament network formation; actin filament polymerization
Cellular component (GO): cell cortex; cytoplasmic vesicle membrane
Molecular function (GO): actin binding
Source: RefSeq, a predicted model, not a curated record